Nematolebias whitei (Rio pearlfish) is the source of this 2881-nucleotide messenger RNA. It is a transcript of the gene uimc1, whose product is annotated as ubiquitin interaction motif containing 1. Gene Ontology annotation, cellular component: BRCA1-A complex. Gene Ontology annotation, molecular function: K63-linked polyubiquitin modification-dependent protein binding; histone binding. Gene Ontology annotation, biological process: positive regulation of DNA repair; double-strand break repair. The record is from RefSeq and is a predicted model, not a curated record. NCBI's taxonomy places the organism in Eukaryota, Metazoa, Chordata, Actinopteri, Cyprinodontiformes, Rivulidae.
GUCACUGUCACGUGAUCUCCCCCGACUGAAACAAACAUGGCGCCGCGAAAGUGACGGGAAAUAUAUGCUCUACUCAAAAAGAAACCAGAAUGGCUCUGAGAAAACAGGUGAAGCACUUCUCCUCCGACAGCCAACAGAUGGAUGAAGACACGCAGGAGGAUGACUCAGCCACUGACGGAGACACCGGCGACGAGUUCUCGUCUUUACUUCUUUCAUCGACAUCAACGAGAGAGAAACGCUGGAGGAAGCUGGAAAAGAAAGCCAUAAACAAAACUGUUGGUUCGGAGAUGACAGAAGAGGAGAUGAUGGACCUCGCUCUGCGUCUGAGCGAGCGGGAAGCCAGCGCCUCUGCGCUUCAACGGCAGCAGGAGGAGGAGGCCGUGAUGAAAGCCAUCCAGGAGAGCAUGGUCAGUCAGACCCAACCGUGUCUCAACUCCUCGAGUAAACCUCUGCGCGCUGACGCCUCCCUCGGGCUCGGCUCUCGACGGAAGCUCUUCUACUCUAACGGAGUGAAGAUGUCCGCCACCGAUCAGGCAGUUCCGGAGGACGGGAGCACGCCAGAGACCGACCUGACAUCAGAAGCGAAAGGAGCUGGAGAUGAAAACAUUCCCUGUAAAAAGAAACGGAAGAGAAAAGCAGGAAGUCCUCUGCUGGAGAUGCCGGACUUGUCCGUGAGUCAGAAGGUUUCCCCCGACAGAGUGGAGCCUUCCUCUGCUCCUCUGGACUCUCCACAGAGCUCCGACUCGACCCAGAUUGACGACUCCCAGCUCCACAUGUCCCCGGUGUUUCCGUUGACCGGCUGCAGGGCAGUGGUCCACAUCGACCGACUGAGCCAGGAUAUGGUGGAGACCUGCCGGAGCUCAGGCUUCGUCUUGUGCUCUCAGGACAGUUGGAACAUUGAGCCCAGGAGCCCCACGUUUCCCCGGAGUAACGCUGAAUCCUGUCCUAAAAGUCCCGUGUUCUCAGGGACAGGACAGGUGGACAAUGGACAGGUGGAGCCGAGUCCUGCUUUUGUCAGGAAGGCUCAGCAUGAGACGUCUCCAAGUUGCUGCAAACGUCACGACUGUGAAAACUCAGAGGUCGAGUUCUCCUCCCAGGACAGUUUAUCCCUCUCUGUGAGGUCCUGUUGCUCUAAGAGCCCGGUGUUCCCUAAAAGUUCACAAACUACCAACAUCCUCCCCCCGUCAGACGGGCUGUCGUUCCACAAGAGCCUGGCUGGAGAGCAGGCCGAGGAGAACGGCGAGCAGCCCGUGAGUCCAGUGUUUGGAACAACUCAAGCACAGCGGAGGACUUUCACCCACGAGCAGAAAACGCCUGUGGCUUCAGAGCUCCGAGGUUCUGAUCGUGAAGAGAAGCUCGACGGCAAAGAGGAGACAAAGUCUGAUGGCUGUCAAGCAGAUGAGUUCUACACCCGACCUUCUACGUCAGAACAGCUGACCCAAAAGUCCAAAGACGGGAGCCGUGCUGAGACCAAGCUGCUGAGUGAUAUGACGUUAGCCUGGACAGAUGAGGACGAGGACGACAACACGCUGGCCGACUCUGCCAGUCCAGUGUUCCCAGAAGAGAAGCCUCUUCCUCAGGGUCAGGCUGCCUCGCUCACCCACGAGGCUGCAGCUUCUCAGGGACAAACCAGCUCUGACUGCAGGAAGCAGCUUCCCACCACAGAUGAAGAAAUAUGUCCCACCAGCAAGCAGCGGGAGGAGGUCUGCAGGGAAUCCCCCCCUCCUGGGGAGUCAUCAGGCGGUCCAACAGUCCACUACUACUGGGGGGUUCCCUUCUGCCCUGGAGGCCUGGACCCAGACACGUACACACAGGUGAUCCUGGCUCAGAUGGAGGUUUACCAGACGAGCCUGAAACGAGCUCAGAGGUGUCUGCUGAGGAAGGCUGAGUGGGGGGAGGCCGUCCUGCCGGAGCCAGAGAAAUCCCCGUCACCGGAGGCGCCAGCCAGUUCUCCUCAACUUCAGUUUCCUCGAAGAAGGGGCCUCAGGCUGAGAGGCAGAAAGAUAAAUGAAGCCGCUGAGUCGUCUCCUGCUGAGGAAGAGGAGAGAAUGGAGGAAGAGGAGCAGCAGCAGGAGAAAGAAGAGACAAACGAGGGGGAUGAGGAACAGAUGGAUGACGACUGCGAUGUUUGUCCAGGAAACGGGAGAUGUGUUACGUGUGUCGAAAAGCCGUUGCUCUGAGAGAAUACAGCCGACACACGGAGCUCUGCUUACAAAGCCACUCUUCCAGACCCAAGGGAAAUCUGCUCAUGGCUCUGGCACAAACUGAGAACAGAGAUUCAGAUGCUGGCCCAUCUGGAUCUAAAGUCCAGCCAGAAGCUGUCAUAGAUCUCCGUGACGAUGACGACGAUGAUGAGGCAGCUUCAGCCUUCAGGAUCAGCGACUCUCCCAUCAGGUCCUUCACUUCCAUCUCUGAAGCUACUGGGUGCCUCAUCGACUUCAAAAAACAACAUCGACCCAAGAAGCCAGGCCAGCGGCGAAGAUGACGACUACAUGAUGAAGAAUGACUGAAAAUCCUGAAACCCAGAGCCUUAAAAACUGAAAUCUGAAAAGUCGUCGGGUUGGACAGGUCAUCAUUCGACACGUCGUCCAGAGGUCACCUUUUACUAAGUGAGCACUUGAACGGUGAACAUGUUCUGAGAGGGUUUGCUGUUGAAGCCGCUCGUGGGACUACCUCCUCCUGCAUCCAGUCAUUCCCCUCAACUUACUGUAGCUUUGCUCCUGAACUCGGAUCAAACGUCUGAUCGAGAGAACGCAUCGGUUCUGAAAAACAACGUUACACUGCGACCAAUUCAGAUAUUUUUUUUAACGCGACUGUAAUGCCCCCUGGUUUUCAAAUAAGACGGGAUUGUUUGAUUAAAGGUAAUUAAGCAGGAAAUUAA